Penaeus chinensis is the source of this 1467-nucleotide messenger RNA. RefSeq names its product zonadhesin-like. Lineage: Eukaryota; Metazoa; Arthropoda; Malacostraca; Decapoda; Penaeidae. The transcript is spliced from 2 exons. The record is from RefSeq and is a predicted model, not a curated record. Bases 72 to 1208 code for a protein of 378 amino acids.
GCCAAGCGGCCCCAGUGUCACACUCGACGCCCGUUCCUCCUCAGGCACACACUUCGUCCAAGAGAGCAAUCAUGAAGGCCGUUUGUAUCGUGGCCUUGGUCGCCGCACUGUGCGUCGCUCCCUUCCGAGCUGAACGGCCUCCGCCCGGAGUGCUGCGUCCUCUGCCCCGCUCUGGCCAUGAGGGCGUGAAUACUCUGCCGGCUCUUUUGCCUGACGACCUGAGGCAGACCAGGCCUUUUGUCCGCCCCGACGUCCCUUCCUUCCAGCGACCUCAGAUCCAGCCCCGACAUCCAUCUUUUAUCAAACAGACGAAGCCUCUUCCCCGCCCAGUGGGAGUUAAAACUCUGCCAGCAGAAUUACCAGAGGAUCUCAAGCAGACAAGACCCUUUGCUCGUCCAGCAGGAGUAAACACUCUUCCUGCUGACCUCCCCGAGGAUCUUCGAGGCUCAAGGAAGCAGACAAGACCUUUUGUCCGCCCCGACGUCCCUUCCUUCCAGCGACCUCAGAUCCAGCCCCGACACCCAUCUUUUAUCAAGCAGACGAAGCCUCUUCCCCGUCCAGUGGGAGUCGAAACUCUGCCAGCAGAAUUGCCAGAGGAUCUCAAGCAGACAAGACCCUUUGCUCGUCCAGCAGGAGUAAACACACUUCCUGCUGAUCUUCCUGAGGAUCUCCAAGGCUCAAGGAAGCAGACAAGACCAUUUGACCGCCCCGACGUCCCCUCCUUCCAGCGACCUCAGAUCCAGCCCCGACACCCUUCCUUUAACAAACAGACGAAACCACUGCCUCGUCCUCUUAGAGUGGCAACUCUGCCAGCAGAACUCCCAGAAGAUCUCAAGCAGACAAGACCCUUUGUUCGCCCAUCAGGAGUAAACACACUUCCUGCUGACCUUCCCGAGGAUCUCCAAGGCUCAAGGAAGCAGACAAGACCUUUUGUCCGCCCCGACGUCCCUUCCUUCCAGCGACCUCAGAUCCAGCCCCAACACCCAUCUUUCAACAAGCAAACAAAGCCUCUGCCUCGUCCGCUAGAACUUCCGGGGGAUCUCAAGCAGACAAGGCCCUUUGCUCGUCCUCCAGUCCCAUCCUUCCAGCGUCCCAAUCCUUGGUCUCUCCAUGUGCCUCAAGGCGAAGCCGAGAUCUGCCAGAGCUGCGAGCGCCUGCCCUUCGUUCGCCGAGGAGCCUGUUGCAAGCGGUGGAACCUCUGCUGUUGAAGAACCUUGUGGCUGCAGGUCGACAGAUGACAUCCUGUGACUUUUAGUGUUGUCAUUAGUGAUGAUUUUUUGUUUUUUACAUCUCUUGGUUUGGUGGAUAAUGAGGGUGUUACCACCCACAAAGUAACAUAAUAAUAAGCAUAAACAGAACGAGUCUUUUCAGUAAUAUGUAUGUGUUUGUGUGACGCCAAACAUUUAGGAAUAUGCUACAUGGAAUUAUUUCAGCAUUAUACAACAAAUAUGAUAUUUAAAAAUCUUA